Molecule: messenger RNA, 2804 nt
Organism: Trichogramma pretiosum
Lineage: Eukaryota; Metazoa; Arthropoda; Insecta; Hymenoptera; Trichogrammatidae
Gene: l(2)dtl
Product: protein lethal(2)denticleless
Exons: 8
Coding region: 307-2127 (606 amino acids)
Biological process (GO): mitotic G2 DNA damage checkpoint signaling; proteasome-mediated ubiquitin-dependent protein catabolic process
Cellular component (GO): nucleus
Molecular function (GO): protein-macromolecule adaptor activity; protein binding
Source: RefSeq, a predicted model, not a curated record
UGAAUCGUGCACAUUUAACGCUCGCGUAAAAAAUGACGCCGAAAUCUUGACACACGUGCGUGGCCUGUUGCUGUACUACAGAUCUGAAAUAGACCUCGAUCUUUCGAAAAUCAUUAUGCCUACGAUCAGCAAGUGUGACACGAGGCAACAGAACUUUCUCAAUAGAAUUAAAUGGUCGAUGCUUUUCCCGCCAGAUUCCGCCAAAUAUACCGCUUGGAAUAACAUUAGCCAUUCAGUUUUAGAGACUCGAUUCCAUGGGUUGUAAAUCGUGUUGACUGAUCCAGAAGUAUUUGUUGUACUGCUAGGAUGGAUUUUGUAAAAUCUUUGACCGUUCGCGAAAGAACAUCGAAUUUAAACUUGGACUAUGACGUUAGUUUAUUACGAUUGAAGUGCUUGCCGAAAAAUCUCUUUCAUUGGGCAUCUCCAAACUUGACCACACCAGAUCCUGUAGAUAAUCCUCCAGUUUUUGCUGGAAAAUUUUGUAAUGCACCUGGUUCCAAAAAUCUUUUGGCCAUUGCCAAUGAAGAUGGUAAAAUUCUUUUGCAAGACAUAUCACAUAGAUGCAGUGAUGAUACACAAGAACUUCCUGAAGGCAUACAGGCUCACAACAAUGCUAUAUUUGAUAUAGCAUGGAUGCCCAAGGAAACAAAAUUGGUGUCUGUAUCAGGAGAAAGAAAUGCUGCGCUUUGGCAAGUUAAGGAUGGAGAAUUAACAAAACUGUCAAGCUUUGUUGGGCAUACACAUUCUAUUAAAAGUGUAUCAUUUAGACCUGAAGACAAAGCUGUUUUUGCUACUGGAAGUAGAGAUGGUUCAAUUAAAAUUUGGGAUACUAGAGCUAAUUACUCUAGUGCAUCCAAGGCUGAUGAUACAAUUAGUAAUGCACAUGUAUCAAAAAUGUAUAGAGCGAGUAGAAAAACAAAUAUAAAAAAUGUUGGUCUCAGUGUUACUACUCUUCAAUUUCAAGAUGAUUUUAAUCUAAUUUCUGGUUCUGAUGGAGAUGGUGAAUUGAAAGUUUGGGAUCUAAGAAAAAUUUACUCAACUCACAAAAAAUUCCCAGUUGCUAAACAUGUAUUGUUAUAUGGAGGAAAAAGUCAUACAUACUGUGGAUUCACAUCUGUACUUGUUGAUCCUUAUGGUCUGAACUUGUAUGCUAGCUGCGUAGACAACGUUAUAUAUUCGUAUAAUUUGACUUCCUAUAAUCCAAACCCAGUUGCAAGAUAUUAUGGGCAUGGAAAAACCAAUACUCCUUUAAGUUUCUUUGUAAAAGCUUGUUUGAGUCCAGAUGGAAAGUAUUUAAUAACCGGUUCAAAUGAUAAGGCAGCUUAUAUAUGGGCUACAAAAAAACCAGGAUAUCCUAUUAUCGAACUUACUGGUCACAGAGAAGAAGUAACUUGUGUGGCAUGGUGUGACGAUGUUAUUCCUAAACUUGUAACUUUUUCUGAUGACUGUUACCAUCGAUUAUGGGAAGUAGAACCUGAUCAAGAUUUCGUGGAUGAUAACCAAAUUGUAGGAAUGUCUGUGAGAUAUCAACCUAAAACAUCUAAUUCACCGAGAAAAUGUUCUGAACACGCAGACUUAGAAGCACAAGAUACAAUGCUUGGACAGACAAGUGAAGAAAUAAGUGAGAACCAUCAUAAAGAAACUCAUGAUGAAAGAUCAUUACUUGUCGAUGAAUCAUUAAUCAAUAACACAGUACCUGGAAGUAAAGAAUUACGUGCCAUUCCAUGUCCAUCAACUCCUAAAAAUACAAGUCUUCAGAAAUAUAUUAUACCUGGAACUAGUAACGUACCUUCAUCAAGUUCUUGCUCGAGUAGAGAACCCUUUUCUCCUACAGUAGGUUUGCCUAAUUUUGUAAUUGAUGGAAUAGCACCUCAUCUUCAUGUUUCACCUCAAAAAUCGAAGGAAAAUUCAAAUUGGCUUGCACAACUUACACAAGCCAAACAAAAACGUAAAAUUGUAGAUACAAGUGAAGACGAAUGUAGUAGUCCUAAAAAUACUAAAAAAACACCGAAGUCAGUGAAAAGAAAGAAAUUUGCAACUGUCAACACACCGAAACUCGACCGGAAACUUUUAGAUUUUUGUGAAAGUGCUAAGGACUCAAAUCAUCAAAAAUCUUCAUCAAGAUAAAUAUUUCUAGAAGAAAUUGAAGUUUGAAAUGAAAUUUUUUAGAAUUAUGGAAUCAAUAUUCUAUUGAAAUUUUGGAGUUUAGAAUAGUGUUAUUUGGGUACUUAUCUUAUUUAAUGGUUCAUAUUCUUAUUUGUUAUCUUCGAAAUAUUUACUGAUGUUAACUUGUUAGAUUUAGAGGAGUAAAAUUUAACAAGUCACACCUAGAACUGAAAGAUAAAUAUAAAUUUUAAAGUUUCACAGAGAGGACCAGAAAAAGGAUGAAGAAAAAAGUGAAGAUGAAAAUGAAAACAUACAUCAAGGCGGCGAUUGAAAUCUCAAUAAUGUACAAAAGACAAACUCGAAAUACUCCGAACAAAUGAAUUUUUUUUCGUGUUAACUCAUUCGAAUAUUUAGGCCUGUGGUCUAAACGAAAUUUUUAAUUUCUACUAGAGAUUCUCGAAAUUUCAGGUAUGCACUCAAGCUACCAAAAAAGCUUAAGAGUAUUGAAGCUUAGUUUUUGAUGUGUUAAAAACGUUAAUGGUUGCGUAAAUAUCAUAGAACUGUAUAGAACGAUUGAGAAAGACUUUUAUGUAAAAUCGAAUACUCUAUAUUUUAUACACAAUUUUUACUAUAAUAUGAAUGUAAAUAGAAAUCGAAUCGAACAAAAUGUAAGCUUUAAUAGUUAUGCUCUGAACAAG